Messenger RNA from Suillus subalutaceus, 3346 nucleotides. RefSeq lists its product as uncharacterized. Gene Ontology annotation, molecular function: zinc ion binding; transcription coregulator activity. Gene Ontology annotation, cellular component: SWI/SNF complex; nucleus; nuclear chromosome. The transcript is spliced from 8 exons. The record is from RefSeq and is a predicted model, not a curated record. Bases 122 to 3202 code for a protein of 1026 amino acids. Gene Ontology annotation, biological process: regulation of transcription by RNA polymerase II; chromatin remodeling. NCBI's taxonomy places the organism in Eukaryota, Fungi, Basidiomycota, Agaricomycetes, Boletales, Suillaceae.
GCUCGCUCCAUGGACGUGAACAGGUGAGGAGUGCAUCUCCGUUCUUCACGUAUCGUGAACUGACUUGACAAACGUUCUUUUACUCGUUGAUGUGCCAUCGUCCACUGUCGUGCUCCAGAGUAUGCCUCCGGCGUCUGUUACACCGUUUAUGGGUCAGGGUCUUGAUAACGUCAGUGUCCAGGGAUUGGGAAAUAUGGCUGGUGGUAUGGGUGGCAUGCCUCGGCAGCAAUCCCAACCGCCAAUCAAUACACAUCAGCAAUCGCCUGCCCGCCAAAUACCCCCAGGCCACCGCUCCCCCAUGCCUCUUGUUCGGAAAGCCGGGGAGAUACCCGCCACACCGGCGCUUUCCGGGACCCCAAACCCCGCCGCACCACAUCCAGGUGCAGCUGUGGUACCGAAACUUCCCCCUCAUCUUGCAGGGCUCAAUCCCGCCGUAACCAAGAUUUCGUUCAUCCCUUACACUGUACACUCGAAACCCGAAGCAACCACCGAUGGCGAAGACGAGAAGGUUCCUGUCGAAGGUGCGACUGAUUCCGAAGACGCUGGUGCUUCCUCGCAGGUCAAAGUCGAAGAUCCAGUGAAACUGCUGACCCCAUCGGAGAUCAUCAUGUUGAAGGAAAUUAUGAAACGUGAUACAGCAUACGAUGCGCUGCACCGUACCAAACAAGCACGUAUGGCCCAGGAGUUGCGCACGCACGGUCCUGCGUCGCGAAGCGCCUGGUGGGAACGUGAUCAUGUUCCGGCCAUGGGCAUGAAUCGUAGACCUGAACGUUUCGAUGUGAGAUAUCCAAGAGCACCCAAUGCGGACCGGGGGUCGAAUAUCAAUUCAAGGAAGAAGGGUGUGAGGAGAGAAGGUAUUCGGAUCCCUAGGAAACUUCCUCCUCAACUGGCCAACCGCCCUGAGCAACUCGUGCCGAUCAGACUCGAGUUCGAUGUGGAGCAUCAUAAGAUGCGCGAGACCUUUGUAUGGAAUCUGAAUGAUCCCGUCAUCACUCCAGAGCAUUUUGCCCAGACGCUCAUUGAGGAUUAUGCGCUGCCCCAGAGUUACCAAGGUGUCAUCACGAGAGCGAUUCAGGAGCAGCUGAGCGACUUCAAGGCUCACAUUGCUAGCGUGGACGGCGACUGGAAACCUCCAUCCUCAGCGAGGGAGAUGGUGACUACGGAUGGCUAUAAAGCAGACGAAGAAGACGGGAAUGACGCGGACGUGCGGGAGAUGGACGCUGAAGACGUUACCGACAACUAUAAUCGCAAGCUUCUUGAUGAUGAUGACCUGACCAUGGUGGACCAGGGUAGUCUUGACGACGAGGACGUGAAAUGGUGGGAGUCAUGGCGCAAGCGAUCACGGCAAGAAAGCGCAUUUACUCGUAGCAUAUCCUCGAGGAAUCAACGUAAGCGUCGCAAGGUGAUCUCGGUCAAGGUUGAGGAAAGCGACGCAUUCGAGACUGACAAGGAAAUUCCACACACCGCGGAUGAGAUCGAGGUCGAUGAGAAGACGGUGCAUGAAGAUUUACGUAUCUUGAUAAAGCUCGACAUCAUCGUCGGAUCUAUGAAGCUGGAUGAUCAGUUUGAAUGGGAUCUUGAGAAUGCGGAUGCUUCCCCUGAGCAAUUUGCGGACGUGUAUGCGAAAGAGUUGGGCCUUGGUGGGGAAUUCAAAACGGCCAUCGCGCAUUGCAUACGCGAACAAGUUCAAAUUUAUCAAAAGUCGCUCUUCCUCGUCGGCCACCCCUCAGAUGGUUCUACUGUCCAAGACGAUGACCUGCGCAUGUCCUUCCUACCCAACCUCGCAUCCGGUGCUAGAGCAAUGGAUCAAGUACAAUCGUUUACACCACUGCUCAACUAUCUCAGCGACGGCGAGAUUGAACGUAGUGAGAAGGAGAGGGAGAAGGAGCUCACCAAGCGCAGGAAACGGAAUACACGAGGACGUCGAGGUAUCGCUUUGCCUGAUCGGGAGCCUAAUCGCACAUACCGCACACCUGCCUUUGGGUUCCCAGAGCUGGACGCUGCAACCCUUGCGUUGGCCGCCGCGAACGCGCCGACUUCGAGACGUGCUGCAGCUGCGGCUGCUUCUCUCACGAUUGCCAACAUGGUUGCCUCAGAAAAUGGCACGAGCGUCAUGCCGCUACAGCUGCCUCCCCAGCAGACCAUAUCCACCGCUGUCGCUGCUGGAAAAGAGAAGAAACCUAAAGGGUUGUUCAAGGCGCCUUCGUAUCCUUCCUCCGUGCUUCGGCCUCGUGCUAAAGUCACUGCUCCCACACCGUCGACAGCGGUUGAAUCGACGUCGAUGUUGCCUUCAUCGUUUCUUGAUGUUGAAGCACCCACCUCCUCGGUUAGUAUCCCUGCCCCCGAUUCGCGAGCCGUCGCAAAGAAAGCCAAGGAGCUCGAAAGGGAGGCUAAAGAAAAAGAGUUUGUCGAUGGACAGCAUGCUAAUGUGAUCAAUGGGGUGUGGCACUGCUCCAACUGCGGCUGUCCGGAGAGCGUUGCUAUCGGACGAAGAAAGGGUCCUUUGGGCGACAAAUCGCAAUGUGGUACAUGUGGCAAAUACUGGCAUCGACACCGCAGACCCCGCCCUGUAACAUAUAGCCAAGAUCCCGAUUACCAUUUGAACCUGAGGCGCGAAACAGAACAGGUUAAAAUCGGGGUGAAACGAAAAGGACGAGCGCCGAAUUCUCAGGUGGCUGCUGAUGGCCAAGAUACGCCUAGUCGACAAAAAUCAGACCUCUCCGUCGAUAUCUCUACUCGAUUGCCCGUACCGGCUUCCGAAGCCAUGUCACCAGUAUCGACUGCCUCUAGUGAUACGGAAGCUCCUCUAGCCCAACGCGUCACAAAAGUCAACGGCGCCAAUCACACAGGACUUGCGUCGUCAUCUGGGACACCUCCUCCAACAAGCAACGGGAUUGCACGUCCUAAGUCACCCAGGGAAAGUAGUGCUCCAAUUUCAAACGGCUCAUACGCCGCUCCAACAUGGCUAACCACAGCAAUUCGUUCGCUUCAAGAACAAUAUCCAGAUGACAAGUUCGAAGCAAUCCUGCGUCGACCUGCCCCGCGUGGUAUACCAGAGUGGAGGAUGAAAUGUCUGGAUUGCCCCGGCAAGCUAUAUAACUCUGGGCCUGGGGAUACGCUGCAGAACUAUGAAGUCCAUCUUAGAAACCGACAACAUCGCUUACGGGUGAAUGCUCGUCUGACGCAGGCGCCAGCAUCAUAAUAUUGGACGGUUUACAUUGUAUUGGCUGGCUUGCGCUAUUUUAGUAUUUUCUUUGUGCCAUUUGUUGUCCUCAUCUGCUAUCUGUAUAACGUAUAUACCUUUGCUUGUAAUCGCUAUUGGAUUACUUAACCCAAACUAAACCCA